Daldinia loculata is the source of this 913-nucleotide messenger RNA. RefSeq lists its product as uncharacterized. The coding region runs from base 202 to 417 and encodes 71 amino acids. The record is from RefSeq and is a predicted model, not a curated record. Lineage: Eukaryota; Fungi; Ascomycota; Sordariomycetes; Xylariales; Hypoxylaceae. The transcript is spliced from 2 exons.
CUCCAAGCUCCAAGCUCCAAGCUCCAAGCUCCAGCUCCAGCUCCAGUUGUAUACAUAUAUCUACCUAUACAUAUAUCAGCCACCUGCAAAGUCACCACCGCGGGCGCAUACCGAAAUUUCAAGUGCAGCAAAGCUGUGGGUCAACCAAUUUCGUUACGAAAAAGGAGUACGGCCCCCAAAUUACGGCCUACGGUUUAUCCAAUGGCGGGUGCUACGACGUGCGCGCGGCGGCUACUGGUGCGGCCCGCGUCGCCCUUCCGGUUUCGAACGUACAGCACGCAGCCCCCAAGAGGCUCGAAUAACACGGUCAAGUUCUGGCCGUUCGUUGCUAUCAUCGGCCUUGGGACCGCGGGGUAUGUUAUGUUGGUUAGGGCUAAGGCUGCGAACAGGAAUGCGCCGGUGAGGAGGUUGCAAUAGUGGCUCCUUUACUGGAUAUAUUCGGCAACAAGCGUGUCAACGUGAUAUAUCAUAUGUACCUACCUAUAUUAUAUGUAUGAUUAUUGAUUGGGUGUGGAUGGGUUUCCGGUCUACCAACACACAUCAUUCACUGGGCACAAUGCUUUCGUUUGAGAGUGAGUGGGAGAAGUCGGCUGUAUAAUAUUGGUAGAGUAGGAAAUAGGAAAUACCAUAGCCAGCGGAAGCUUCUUCGAUCAUUACUUUGAUAUGUGUAAGUUCAGCUCAUUUUCGCCUACCUAUUACAACGGGGUAUAUGGUAUAUUAGCCAAGCACCUGUAAGAGAAGCUGUAUAUUUAGAAUUCGCAACCAUCGAAGAAAGUUUCGGAGGUGACAAGAAAUAUAAGAAAAAUGUUGUAAAGUAACAUCAACUUAAUCGUCUAUCAUAUCUGUAUACAGCUAUCUAUUUUGAGUAAUCACCGUAUAGCUAACCAAUAUAUAGACCUGUGUUUAAGCUAUA